Molecule: messenger RNA, 3492 nt
Organism: Ailuropoda melanoleuca (giant panda)
Lineage: Eukaryota; Metazoa; Chordata; Mammalia; Carnivora; Ursidae
Product: ATP-binding cassette sub-family A member 3
Exons: 23
Coding region: 1-3381 (1126 amino acids)
Biological process (GO): transmembrane transport; lipid transport
Cellular component (GO): intracellular membrane-bounded organelle; membrane
Molecular function (GO): ATP binding; ABC-type transporter activity; ATP hydrolysis activity
Source: RefSeq, a predicted model, not a curated record
AUGGCACUCACCCUGCACAUCUCCCUUUUACAAGUUCAAGGCUUUUCUUCAGAAAGAGAUUUUGAAGAGUAUGUUAAGCAAAAGAAUAACGCUAAAAAAGUGUUGGUUGCUAUUAUUUUUGACCAUGAGUUUCAAAAUAGCGAUGAUCCCCUGCCAUUUAAGGUAAAAUAUUUUCUGCGUUUCAGCAGUUUUCAGAGGAACAAGUAUGUGGGUUUUCUCCGAACUGAAGGCUGGCAAACAGGUGUUCUCUUUCCACCUUUUCCUUCUUUGGGACCCAGAAGUGAACGUAAUUCAAAUGGGGGGCGUCCUGGGUACAUCACUGAAGGGUUCCUGGUUAUGCAGCAUGCCUUGGAUCAGGCCAUCAUGAAAUAUUAUAACCACACAGCUACACAAAAGCUAUUCCAAGAUGUCACCGUCUUUGUUCAGAGAUUUCCAUAUCCAGAAUAUUCUCAUGAUUACUUCUUUACCAUUUUUGAUAUUUUCACCCCUUUAGUAAUCUUAUUUAUCUUCUCUAUGAAUCAUCUUACCCUCAUUCAGUCUAUUGUGUGGGAAAAGGAAAAGCGAUUGAAGGAGUAUCUGCUCGUUUCAGGACUCAGUAAUUGGAUGCUCUGGGCUGCCUAUUUCUUCACAUUCCUCUCUUUGUAUUCAUUUAUCAUCCUUUUGCUGUGCAUGAUUUUCUUUGUGAAGAUAGAACCUGUGCCAGUCAUUCAGUACAGUGACCCAUCUCUUGUCUUCGUUUUUUUGCUGUGUUUUGCCAUCGCCACAAUAUUCUUCAGCUUUAUGGUUAGCACGUUCUUCAAUAAAGCACAUUUUGCUGUUUCUGUUGGAGGUUUCAUUUAUUUCGCUACCUACUUUCCAAUUGUUACAGUCUCUACAAACUUUGCGCAAAUGACAUUCACCCAGAAGCUGGCUUCCUGUCUGAGCUUGAAUAUUGCAAUGGCGCUGGGAACUAAAUUCCUUGUCAAGGCAGAGAUGGAGAAAACUGGAAUUAAAUGGAGUAACAUCUUCUCAUCACCCAAAAUGGAGAACUUUGACUUUGCCCACGUACUGGGAAUGUUUUUAUUUGAUGCUUUCAUAUAUGGCCUUGUGGCCUGGUAUAUAGAAGCUGUCUUUCCAGGGGAGUAUGGUGUGCCCAAGCCAUGGAACUUUUUCUUGCUGCGCUCUCACUGGUUUGGGGAAACAACUGAGGAAAAAAAGGAAACAAGGCAAUUUUAUGAAACAAAUGGAAGCAAGUAUUUUGAAGCAGAACCUACUAAUUUGGUGGCAGGUAUCCAAAUCAAACAUUUGUGCAAGGAAUUCCGAGUACAAAAUACUACCAAAAUAGCUGUAAAAGACUUGUCUUUGAAUUUAUAUGUGGGGCAGAUCACUGUUCUUCUAGGACACAAUGGGGCAGGAAAAUCCACUACUCUAUCUAUUCUCUCAGGUCUCUAUCCUGCUACCAGUGGAGAGGUCUAUAUUAAUGGAUAUGACGUCUCACAGCAGAUGGUCCAGAUCAGGAAAAACUUGGGCUUGUGUCCCCAACAAAACUUGUUGUUUGAUUACUUGACUGUGUCAGAACAUCUUUAUUUCUAUUGUGUGGUAAAAGGAAUGCCUCGAAAGGCACGUCUUACAGAAAUUGAUCACAUGCUGGCUGCUUUUAACCUGCUAGAUAAGCGUAAUGCAUUUUCAUGUUCACUGAGUGGAGGAAUGAAGCGCAGACUCUCCAUGAUCAUAGCACUUAUAGGGGGCUCCAAGGUGGUGAUACUUGAUGAGCCAACAUCCGGCAUGGACCCAGCCUCAAGGAGGGCCACUUGGGAUAUUCUUCAGCAGUAUAAACAGGAUCGUACCAUCUUAUUGACCACCCACUAUAUGGAUGAAGCUGACUUCCUGGGUGACCGCAUAGCCAUCAUGGUCAAGGGAUCCCUGCGGUGCUGUGGCUCUUCAGUUUUCCUGAAAAAAAUAUAUGGUGUGGGAUACCACAUUGUCAUGGUGAAGGAAGCUCACUGUAAUGUUGAAGAAAUCUCCAAAUUGCUUCAGGAUCAUAUACCAACAGCCACUUUGGAGAAGAAUGUUAAUAAUGAAGUAUCUUUUGUUCUACCCAAAGAGUACACACACAGAUUAUCGGAUGGAUUCCAGGUGGCCUUAAAUAUACAUUUUGGCAUGGCCCUUUUAAUCAGUGGCUUUUGUCUCCUGACAGUGACUGAACGAGUCACUAAGGCAAAACAUAUCCAAUUUUUGAGUGGGGUUUAUGUCCCUGUGUACUGGCUUUCUGCUCUACUGUGGGAUUUCAUCAUCUUCUUCAUUACCUGCUGCUUACUACUGGGAAAAGUGUCCGAGGAACUAUCUGGAGAAUCUGAUGAUGAGGAUGUACAAAAUGAAAGACAGAGAAUCCUGGGGCAGCCUCAGGAGUUCCUGGAUUCCACAGUACUUAUUAAGGAACUCACAAAGAUAUAUUUUAAGUAUCCAGUCAUUCUGGCUGUGAAAAAUAUCUCUGUUAUAAUCCAAAGAGGAGAGUGCUUUGGAUUGCUUGGAUUCAAUGGAGCUGGAAAAACUACUACCUUCAAAAUUUUGACUGGUGAAGAGACUGUUACCUCUGGGGAUGUGUUCAUUGAGCACGUUAGCAUCACUAAAAGUCUUCAAAAGGUGAAGUCAAGAGUUGGCUAUUGUCCUCAAUCUGAUGCAUUGUUGGAAUACAUGACUGGUCGGGAAAUAAUGAUCAUGUGUGCCAGAUUAUGGGGAGUCUCUGAGCCCCAGAUUCAGCUGUAUGUGAAUAAAUGGUUGAGUUCAAUGCAACUGGAACCCCAUGCUGACAAGCUUAUCAGAACCUACAGUGGAGGAACCAAACGUAGGCUGAGUACUGCUAUUGCCCUAAUGGGAAAGACCUCAGUCGUUUUGCUGGACGAACCGUCAACUGGUAUGGACCCUGUAGCCCGACGCCUGCUCUGGGAUGUUGUGACAUGGACACGUGAAAGAGGCAAAGCCAUCAUUAUAACUUCCCAUAGAAUGGAGGAAUGUGAUGCGUUCUGUACCAGGCUGGCCAUCAUGGUACAGGGAAAGUUCCUGUGCCUGGGUAGCCCUCAACAGCUCAAAAACAAGUUUGGCAAUAUUUACAUCCUGAAGGUCAAGGUCAAGAUUGAUGCGCAGGAGGAUAAACUGGAUGGUAUCAAGUAUUUCAUCACACUGACAUUCCCAGGUAGUGUAUUAAAGCAGGAGAAUCAAGGGAUCCUUACCUACUACAUUCCCAGCAAGGACAACAGCUGGGGAAAGGUGUUUGGUAUUCUGGAGGAUGCUAAAGACCAAUUCAAUUUAGAAGACUAUUCCAUCAGUCAGAUAACGCUGGAACAAAUCUUCCUUGCCUUUGGUACCCCAGAGAACACAGAAGAAGGAAAGAAGAAGAAAUGAAGAGGAGAGGGAGACAGAGAGCUCUUUCUCAGAUCUUGUUUGGGCACACGGAAUCCCCCAUAAGCCACAUGAGAAAUCUAAUCACUCUCAAGAUUCAUGGGCAGAUGAGCA